This is a messenger RNA of Anolis carolinensis (green anole), 912 nucleotides long. It is a transcript of the gene vma12, whose product is annotated as transmembrane protein 199. The record is from RefSeq and is a predicted model, not a curated record. Gene Ontology annotation, biological process: vacuolar proton-transporting V-type ATPase complex assembly. Bases 18 to 707 code for a protein of 229 amino acids. Gene Ontology annotation, cellular component: endomembrane system. Lineage: Eukaryota; Metazoa; Chordata; Lepidosauria; Squamata; Anolidae. The transcript is spliced from 6 exons.
ACCCUCACGCUCCCACAAUGCCUCGCGCGGGGAGAAGCCACGCCCCCUCGCGCGCCGGGCUGGAGAGGACGCCCCGCCCCUUUUUUUCCUCUCAGUCACAUGACAUCCAGGAUUUCAAAAUGGCUUCCUCCUUGAAAGUCGGAGCGCCGCUGCGAGGCUUUGUGUCCGGAUCGGAGGCCCCGCGGCUGCCGGAAGAGCUUCGGGCCGAGCUGGAGGAGGCUCUGGCCGGGAAAGAAGGCCGGCUCCCCUUCGCUGCGGCCCGGAGGCUCCACUGCUUCCUGCGAGAGGCCGGAUCCCAAAUGUAUCUUCACGAACUGCUGGAAGGCAGCGAGAUCUUCCUCCCUGAAGAGAAAUUGCCUCCAAGGAAUCCAGAAUUGGUGGCUCGGCUGGAGAAGAUCAAGGCCCGGUUGGCGAACGAGGAGUAUAAGAAAAUCACAAGGAACAUCAACUGCCAGGAACUGAACCGCUAUGGAACCCUGGCUGAGUUCGGGAAGCAAGUGCGGUCCUCCAAAGCCCUGAUGGUCAACCUCUUCAACUUCAUCAUCACAGUGGGAGCCGCCUUUGCCUGCACGUUCCUGGGCAGCCAGUACGUCUUUGCCGAAAUGGCCGCGCGGAUCUUGUCUGCAGUGAUUGUCGCCUCCGUUGUGGGCCUGGCAGAGCUGUAUCUCAUGGUCCGGACCCUCGAAGGCGAACUGGGGGAGUUGUAGACUUCCUAAGGACCCUUUUUGUGCUAACAAGAACUUUGUGGUCCAACUAAAAGGAAGCCAAAGCCUCUGGAAGGUCAAGAUAUUCUCCCCUGGACGUAAGGAAGGGAUUGGGGACACAGCCUUGUGGGUGACGGAAAAGGAAAGGGGUGCAUUGAGUGUCGUCUUUGGUUUCAAAUAAUAAUAAAUGUGUAGUAUUUGGUGUCAA